AUGGAGAAAUCGACACAGCAGUAUGAUACCAUUCAAGGACCCUACGAUUACAUCCGUACAACAUCGAUUGCCUUCAUCGAGCGCGAGAAUGUGCAUGAAACUGUAGCGCCUUUUAUCGAAAAAGCUCGAAUUCUCGAGCUCGCAUGCGGAUCAGGCUUCUACACCUACAGUUUCCUGGCAUGGGGAGCAAGCUCUGUCCUUGGGGUAGACAUUUCCUCCGUCAUGAUAGACGAAGCGCGGCGCGUAGGGAAAGAGGUAUCAUUUAUCCAAGCCGACUGUUCGAUCCCGCAAGCCUACGAUGGCGGGCCGUUUGACCUCGUCUUCGGCGCCUGGCUCCUCAACUACGCCCCCGAUCGCGCGGGUCUGGUCAACAUGUUUCGCAACAUCGCCAUGAAUCUCAAGGACGGGGGGCGUUUUGUUUCAGUCACGGUUCCGCCUUCGUCGAACCCGAUAGAUUCGCUCAAUGCGGAGGCAAACGCUCGUCCCCCGCCCGCGGGGACUGGAUAUCUGACCUACCACUAUAUCAGGGACGUCGAGGAUGGGGUUUAUUUCCGCUUACAUGCUGAUACGCCUGUUGGAGAGCUGAACUUUGAAUGCUACCAUCUGAAGAAGGAAUUGUAUGAGGAGGCGGCGAGAGAGGCGGGGUUGAAGGGCAAACUGGAGUGGGGUGUUACGAAAGUACCAGAGAGGUACUUGAAGGGGGAAGGGCCGGGGGGUGCGGGUUUGGCUGAGCUGGAGACUUACAAGACUAUCCCCAAUUAUGGAGUGCUAGUUAUUGUGAAGUAG
This is a messenger RNA of Hyaloscypha bicolor E, 786 nucleotides long. Its product is annotated as S-adenosyl-L-methionine-dependent methyltransferase. The record is from RefSeq and is a predicted model, not a curated record. The transcript is spliced from 2 exons. The coding region runs from base 1 to 786 and encodes 261 amino acids. Lineage: Eukaryota; Fungi; Ascomycota; Leotiomycetes; Helotiales; Hyaloscyphaceae.